Messenger RNA from Neltuma alba, 1178 nucleotides. Its product is annotated as probable mannitol dehydrogenase. The coding region runs from base 1 to 1104 and encodes 367 amino acids. Gene Ontology annotation, molecular function: zinc ion binding; oxidoreductase activity, acting on the CH-OH group of donors, NAD or NADP as acceptor. The record is from RefSeq and is a predicted model, not a curated record. The transcript is spliced from 5 exons. Lineage: Eukaryota; Viridiplantae; Streptophyta; Magnoliopsida; Fabales; Fabaceae.
AUGUCGAACGUUAUGGCUGCAGAAGAAAAGGGAAAAGUAGAGGCCUAUGGAUGGGCAGCUAGAGACGCCUCAGGAAUCCUCUCACCCUUUCACUUUACUAGAAGGGCAAAUGGCGAAAAUGACAUCACCGUCAAGAUUCUCUAUUGUGGGAUUUGCCAUAGCGACCUUCAUUUUCUCAAGGAUGACUUCGGCAUGACCCUGUAUCCUGUUGUUCCCGGGCACGAGAUCGUGGGCGAAGUGACAAAAGUGGGUCGUGGUGUCUCAAAAUUUAGGGUGGGUGACAUAGCUGGUGUGCCUGGCCUAUGUGGCUCGUGUGGGUCGUGCUCUGAGUGCAACCAGGGUCUUGAAGUGUAUUGCCCAAAAAUGAUAUUAACCUUCAGUGCACGAGACCAUGACGGAUCAGUAACCCAAGGCGGCUACUCCGAUAAGAUUGUGGUGGACGAGCACUUUGCCGUGGUGAUUCCAAGAACUCUGCCACUGGACGGAGCUGCCCCGUUGCUGUGUGCUGGAAUCUCAGUAUACAGCCCCAUGACGAGCCAUGGACUGGCUCGUCCUGGUUUGCAUUUGGGCGUGGUAGGGCUUGGGGGGCUCGGCCACGUGGCAGUCAAGUUCGCCAAAGCUUUUGAAAUGAAAGUGACGGUGAUAAGUACUUCUCCCAGCAAGAAGAAGGAAGCAUUGGAACGUCUUGGUGCCGAUGCCUUCUUAAUCAGCAAAGACCAACAACAAUUGCAGGAUGCUGUGGGCACGAUGGACGGAAUAAUCGACACAGUUUCGGGGCCUCACUCGAUCUCGCCAUUGAUCGGUUUGCUGAAGACUCAUGGAAAGUUGAUUCUGGUGGGCGCACCAUCGACGCCACUCGAGUUCUCGGCCAUGUCUUUACUUAUAGGGGGGAAGACAAUUACAGGGAGCGCGGGAGGAGGGAUGAAGGUGGUGCAAGAGAUGGUGGAUUUUGCAGCGAAGCACAGGAUCAGUGCCGAAGUAGAGGUGAUACCGAUGGAGUAUGUGAACACAGCCUUAGAGCGACUCGCAAACAAUGAUGUCAAGUACCGUUUCGUCAUCGACGUCGCAAAUACCAUCAACUCUCCCGCCAUGGCUGCACAUUGAUGCACGCCGCCAUUGUUUUACUAUACUUUUGUAUAGCAGUUUUAGAACUCAGGGCUCUGUUCUUCUAUCUUGUA